Molecule: messenger RNA, 2737 nt
Organism: Drosophila nasuta
Lineage: Eukaryota; Metazoa; Arthropoda; Insecta; Diptera; Drosophilidae
Product: basic proline-rich protein
Exons: 4
Coding region: 1-2652 (883 amino acids)
Source: RefSeq, a predicted model, not a curated record
AUGACAGCCAAUUGGGAAAGUUUCGCCCCCUUUUUCGGUGAAGUUGCACAUUUGUUUAGAUCCUUGUUGGUGUGCUUGCUGGCCAUUGGCUGCCUGGCUGACGUUUCGCUGGCGAAACAUCAUAAGCACAAGCGCCACUACGACGCAUCUGAGGAGGAUCAUCAUUAUCUGCCGCCGGUUGAGCGCGAUCCGAAGCCACAUUAUCACAGGCACAAGCACACCAGGGAACGCGUUGUGGAUCAUGAGCCCAAGCGUGUGGAUCAUUAUCAUCACUAUGACAAGAAACCGGAGGUGCAGAAUCGACACAUUCAUUACCAGGACGUCAAUUCACAACUUCGCACCUCGACUAUCCUUCCAGCAGCAUCCGGCAUUAUUACGCGACGUGCACGUCCCAAUCGUGUGACCUACGCGAGCGCUCCUAACUCUGUGUUCCAUACGCAAAUCAAUGUGCAGUCCCAGGACUCUGAACUAAACUCCCAGAUCCGUCCAGAUCCAGUUGUUGGCAUUGCUCCAGCUGGAGUGCAAGUGCCCGUAGGCACAUUACUUCCUGGAAGUCAGUUACCGAUUGGAUUGCCCGCAGGAACUCAAUUGCCUACCGGUGGACAGUUGCCUACGGGAGCUCUGCCACCAGGUGGUCAGUUGCCUACAGGUGCUCUACCACCUGGCGGACAAUUACCCACAGGAGCUCAAUUGCCGACUGGAGCUCAGUUGCCAGCGAAUACUUUACCCAAUUGCCAGAACCCAGUUGCCGGCAAUCCUCCCACUGGUUGUCGUGUAGUUGAUCCUCCUGGAGGUCAGUUACCCACGGGAGCUCUCCCACCUGGCGGUCAAUUGCCGACAGGAGCUGAUCCACCCGGUGGUCAAUUGCCAACAAGUGCUAUACCGCCUGGUGGACAAUUGCCAGCUGGUGGUCAAUUACCAGCCAAUGGAUUGCCUGGUUUUCCACCAGGUGGACAGUUGCCGGCAAAUGGAUCACCUCCAGGUUUUCCACCAGGGGGCCAGUUGCCGGCUAACGGACUACCAAAUGGAGGACAAUUGCCCGCUAAUGCACUUCCCAAUGUUCAACCAAAUGGUGGGCAAUUACCAACCAACGCAUUCCCACCAGGAGGUCAGUUGCCAACCAAUGCAUUCCCAGCUGGAGGACAAUUGCCAGCCAAUGCACAACCCACUGGCUUUCCGGCUGGAGGUCAAUUGCCAGCCAAUGCUUUUCUAGCAGGAGGGCAGUUGCCAACUAAUGCACAGACUAAUGGUGGAAACGGAAAUGGUUUUCCUGCUGGCGGCCAACUGCCAACGAAUGCUUUUCCAGGUGGUAGGCCAUUGGGCAAUGGCAAUCAACUUGGCGUGGGUUUCACUGUUGGCAAUGGCAAUGGCAAUCUCAAUGGAGGUGCUCAGCUUGGACUACCCCAAGGAUUUAGUAAUCAGAAUCUAUUUAUUCCUGCAGUUAACACGCAGCUGCAACUUGGACAAGUGCCAUUGAUUGCUGCUCCUCAGCCGGCCGUUGCACCACGUCCCAGCUCGGUGCUAAUACAAUUUGAUCCAGCUGUUGGCGGCCAAUUGCCAGCUCAGGCAAAUGUUGGUGUCAAUCCCAAUCAGUUGAUACCUCUUAUUGGUACUCAAAUUGGGAAUGGACAGCAGCCAAUUGCCCAGCUGACCACAGCGCCUCUACAAAAUCAAUUGAAUCCCAUUUUUGGUGUGCAAUUGGGAGCUGGACAACAACCCAUUGGCGGUAAUCCUAAUCCGUUUAAUCCAGUGUUUGGCGGUCAGUUGCCGACAGGAGCUGAAGCACCUACAAAUGCUGAUCCUAAUAACGUUUUAGGUGGUCAGUUGCCAGCAGGAGUGCAAGCACCUACGAAUGGAAACCCAAAUCCUGUUUUUGGAGGGCAGUUACCUACCGGUGCUCAAGCGCCAACAAAUGGCAACCCAAAUUCAAUCUUGGGUGGACAGUUGCCAACCGGAGCUCAAGCACCAACAAAUGGCAAUCCUAAUCCCGUUUUUGGAGGACAGUUACCAACUGGAGCUCAAGCACCAACAAAUGGCAAUCCAAAUCCUGUCUUCGGCGGUCAAUUGCCAACAGGAGCGCAAGCACCAACAAAUGCUGAUCCAAAUAACGCAUUUGGUGGUCAAUUACCUACAGCAGCUUUUGUGCUAAACACAGGCAAUCCAAAUGGUGCUCAGUUGGCAACCACAGCUCAACUGACAGGCAAUACCAAUCUGCUCGUUGCAAAUGGCCAACGUUUGACUAGGCGUCGACGCGUUGGACGUCAACGCGUGCGAUCCAACUACCAAGGCCUCAAUGUGGUGAAUGGCAAUGUGUUCGGACAGCCCGAUAUACAAGGACCGACCAACGCUGUGGGCAAUCAGCAGGAUACAAAUAUCAUCGAUGGCAACUUCUAUAGUUAUCCCAUUGCUUAUCAACGCAGGCUCCGAUUGAAUGGCAAUAGUCGUGUUUUACUAACCGAUGGCGAUUAUGUUGAUGACUAUGAUACUACACCUGAUGUUGGCCUAGCGGCAAGUACUCCCGAGUUGUCGUAUGCAGCUCCAGACAGCAAACCAGCUCGCAGUAAGUCAGAUCAUGAAACAGCCGCCUCCAAUCAUGCCACAGAAUAUCGUGAUGAUGGUUAUCACUAUAAGAAUCCAAGACGCACUACAUAAAUCAAUGUUGAAUAUUCAUUUUUAUGUUAAUUAAUAAAUAAGAGCAAAUGCUAAAAAAGCAGGCAGAAAAGUAAAUUUUUCGUUG